GAUUCCAGUUGAGGAGGGGGGCUGAGGUUCAUAAAAAGAGAAAAGAGAAAAGGAGAACACAGGGCUUGUGGGUAAUUAUGGCACGAAGUGGUAGGAGUGGGAGCGUUUGGGAAAGACUCGGGGGCCAGAUGUGUGAGGAAUGUUCUGGCUGCUGCAGUCUGCAGAGAGGUGGGUGGGUGGGGGGAGUGAAGACCAGUCGAAUAACACAGCCUGCAGAUCGUUAAGGAGCUGUCAGGCCUCCAGCGCUCUACUGUGUAUUUCACAUCAUCUCGCUGAGCAGCCUCAGCUUUCUGCCUGGAAGCAGUGGAAAGUAACUUAGUACAUUUCCACAAGUACUUCAUAAAUACAGUACUGACGCUCUGGUACUCAAGUUUUUCCAUUUUAUACGAAUUUAUACUUAAUUCUACCAGAUUAAGAGGAAAUACUACACUUUUUUAUCUUCGCUGGUGGUUACACUUCUGUGAUUGCAGUGCCGAUACUUAAUCUGACAGCUGUUGAAGGGAUAAACAUGAAUUAAUGGUCUCUGGAAGUUGAGCACAUUUUUGUUUCAACAAAUUUCCCGUGGCACCGUUUCGGUUUACCUUUUAGACUCCAAACGAGAAUCCAAGAGACGUCCUUGGACCAAGAUGAUGGACACGAGUCAAAGCCAGUGAGUCCCAAAACAACUUGUUUGUUCCUUGUGCUGAAGUGUCCUUAGGUAAGACACUUGACCUCACCUGCACACGCUGUUCUCUACACAUUAGCAGCCUCUGCCAUCAGUGUGUGAAUGGGUGAAUGUAACAUGUGAUGUAAAAGGGCUUUAAGUGGCCAGAAGACAAGAAAAAGGAACUUUAACUAGGACUGUCCCAAUACGAUAUUGGUCCGAUAUCAGCCAAAAAACAAAUACCGAGUUAUAUCGGCCUGCAUCAAAAAUCUCCGAUAUCACUCCGAUACAAGCAGUCCAUUCCAGACUUCACUCCGGAACCUCUAGCUAGCAGCGCCCGGAUCCAGCAUGAAGAGCCGAUAUCGGUCCGAUAUCAGCCAAAAAACAAAUAUGAGAUUAUAUCACCCUGCAUCUAAAAUCUCCAAUAGUAAAACUCUGAUAUAAGCAGUCCAUUCCAGACUCCACUCCGGCACCUCAAGCUAGCAGGACCCGGAUCCAGCAUGCAGAGCCGAUAUCGGUCCGAUAUCAGCAUAAAAAACAAAUAUCAGAUUAUGUCACGUUGCAUCUAAAAUCUCUGAUAUCAGCACUCCAAUACAAGCAGUCCAUUCCAGACUCCGCUCCGGCACCUCUAUCUAGCAGCGCCCAGAUCCAGCAUGUAGAGCCCGCAUGAUCACAACAAAAGUGUGUACUAAGGUACUAACAAAGUAGCAAGGAGUAGGAGUGAUGUCAGCAGUGUAGCAGUAUUUUUCGUGAAAUUCCGAAAAAGACAUUGCAGCUGAAUGCAAAACUUGUCAUACACAAGUUUGUCCAACUAUCGGAACAAUAUCAGUAGCGGCUGAAAGCUACAAUAUCGGUAUCGUAUUGGAAGUAAAAAAGUUGUAUCUGGUCACUCCUACCUUUAGCAACACAACCUUACAUCCAAAUGUCAAAAAAGUAGAUUGCCAAAGUCAGAAAAUCUGUUUUUUGUGUCAUAAUUGGACUAAUAAGCGCUAGCUAAGAGCUUAACCUCGAUAAUGAGGAUAGAAAACACAACACGCUCCAGUGUCUACGCACUAGAUUUCCAAAGAACUUCAUCAUACUGUCUGGAAAUCUCUGAGGAGCAUCAGUUCUGGUUAAGGCCUUGGAGAUGGUCCCUGAAGAACCAACCAGCCAAACAUAAUUGUGUUCGCGGUGUCAUUAAGGACGUUUUAGCGGGGCCAACAGUAGCAUCAGCACAAAGCACAUCUGUCCCUCGAGGAUAGCUUUUGGACGGACUACCACAGCUGUAGACUGUUGGGCUUGUUCCUGCCCCACAUUUUUUGAUCGAUAGUUUUACUUCCUAAUUUUAAGAGCAAGAUGUGCCAGAAUAAAACCUCGGUAGGCUUCAAGUUUGACCUUCACUUUGGCUUAUUUUUGUUGCAUGGAAUUAAAGUCGGAUUUUUGUAGGUGGACGUACCAACUCUGGGCAAGAACAGUGGACAAAGGACAUCUUAAUGCGGAGAAAGAACUCCGACAUUUGGCUGAUUGUACAGCUGCGCUCCUCCUUGAGUAGGAUGUUAGUUCUUUUGCGUAAGUUAAUGAUUUGGAUACCUCUUCCUUCGCCGCAGACAGCUGCAUCACCGCAGCCAGUCCUCCGCGAUCAAUUUGGAGCCACAAGAAGCUGCUCAUGAUUUCACACAGGCUACCCACAAUGCACCUGGAGGGCUCAACCUGCGUCACAGUCAGAUAGUCUCUUAAGGAAAAAAUAAAAAACACACCCUCCAUCUGCUUCUCAUCAUUCUCAUCCAUCUCCCCUCCUCCCGCUCUCGCACACUCUUUCUUUCUCCCUCUCUCUCUCUGUUUCAUGCUCUGCCUCGCUAACUCAUCCAGCUCUUCGCCACAAACUCCGGUGGUGUGGCGUGGAUAAAUAGGCCACAGCAGCUGGGUCUGACUCCUGACCAGGACCACCCCUCCAGACCUGACCGACAAGCCUCUCUUUCCUUCCCACCACCUCUCUCUGUGUCCGUGCCCACAUGUUUUCAAGACAGAGCUGCGAGCGGAGCAGUUUUCCCUGUUACUGCCUUUGUUUGCAUGAUGAUUUAUUUGGCCGCGGACGGUUUCUAUUCAUUAAAAUUCAUUACCUGAGCUUGACAAAUGAGCGUGCAACUGCUUAGUCUGAACCUCAUAAAAGGUUUGUUUACACUUUUAGAGUUUGUAGGCCGGAAAAGAUCCAGGUUUUGAGUUAUGACAGCUCUACAAAAAUCUAUUUUCCGUGUUCCUUCUUGAGCGCUUCAGGGCCAUACACAAAUACACCCAAAACGUACAUGGUUCAAAUAAAUUCCUGAUUGCGCCUUUAAGUUGAGAGCGUGUUGUUUGUUCAGCUGCCGAGGGCCUCAGAGAGAAACCCGGGGAGGCCGCGGAGAAUUCAUACCUUCCAUUCAUCACAGAGGAGAGGGAGGCUGAGGGUAAAGAAAGAGCGAGGAAAUGAAGAGACAAGAGUGUGUGUUUUUUUCUGCUCUGCUGAGUAAGGAGAGAGGUAAAGCUCAGCUUUCUGACAGCUGGGCUGUGAAACCUCUGCUGCACUGAUUGACUGCUCAGACCUCAUUCAGCUGAACGUUUUGUACCAGUCACCUCAGAUUGGACUUACUGAGGUGAUGAACUCUGAGUUUGGAUGUGUUGCGGGAUUUUUGUGACAACAGUUUUGUAACAGCUUCUUCACAUGACUUCAGACUGUAACAUUUUGGGGAAUUUUUUUAUUCACUCCCUUUUUAGGAGCUCAGUAGUAGAAACUAAAGGCUUUAUCCUGCAGGUGCACGAUCAAAAGAGCUGAAUCUGCGUAGCUCAGCACAAAGACAUGCAGCAGUCAGUAUGUUUACAUGUUUGAAAUGAUAACAUUAGUCUGACUUUAUAAAUCAACACAUUAGUCUGACUAAAACUGCACCGGCGGGAUUUUCUUUAGUCAGACGAUCAGGCCUCAAUAAUGCAGAUGUGCACUGAUUUCUUUUUUGCAUGUGGAUGUCUUCAUCAGACCCCAAACUGGCCAAAAUGUUGAGUGAAUCCUCCACAGCUGGGUAGCUGAAACCUUUUGGCUCCUUUAGCUUUGAUCACCUGCCACAAGGGGUCAACCGAUCAUUGACCUUUGCCAAUUACCAGUGCUGAUAUAAUCAAUUUUCCUCACCUCAUGUCCUGCCCACAACACUAUCCGAUUGGCUAAACAUCCCACAGCUUUGACAUAACUGUACUGUAACCAAUUUUCCACCACAUCCGGAAUGGCUACAAAAAGGCCGUAUCCGCCGAUCAUAACCAUUCAAGUUAAUGUGUUAAUUUCCACCGGCUUCUUUCCAUUCCGCAGCUGAUCGCAAGAGUUCAUACCGGAUAAAUUCAGCACAGAUUCACACAUGCUGAAUGGAAAGUCAAGCACAGACACAAAAUAAAACACUCCGUGUUUCAGGCAGGUCGUAUUUCACACUAUGCCAACAGGCAGGGACGAACAAGUAAAAGGUUUAUUGACAGCAUUUCACCCCGAUGAUACCAUGGAUGAGGAGAAUCUGAUUUUAUAAGUCUAAAAGUAGAUUUCCUCCUCUGGAAGGACACAAUCUACUGCUUAUAUGGUUAGCCUAUGUGGCUAAAGACAACUUGUUAUCACGCGAUUGCACGUGAAUCUGAGGGUACUUGUGAGUUCUUGCGAUUCCUGCUGUCCAUUAUCCGCCACGAAAUUCGCCUCACAAACGGAUCUGGAAGGAAUUGGUAGAUGGCAAAAAUCGCCACCGUUCCGGAUGCGGUGGAAAUCCCGGGCUAAUGUAGCUGGUCAAAGGUUUUGCAUCCUUCAUUUUUACUUAUAACACACGCUAAAGACAUUUAAAGGCAUUAAAAAGUGUAAAUGUUGACAGAUUUGGACUCCUUAGGAAAGACUGAAGUGUACCCUUCCCUUUUUGAGACUACUAGAGUCAGUCCAGCUAGAAAAAAGCAGUUAGCACAUGUUCGAAUGGCGAGCUAAUUUUGGGUGACCAUGUUAUGAAUCCUCAAAAGGGGACAAUACUACGCUGGGGCAGAGUCACAAAGUCACAGAGUCGUGAGUGGUUAAUUUCCACAAGUCCACAAGACACAAACUCAAAACUUCCAUACAAAACCCCGGACAUUUGAAGGAUUUUAAAAACUCCCCCAGACAAGGCCAGAAAGACCCCAAAAAAGAGGCCAUGUCUGGGUAAAAGAGGGCGCAUGGUCAACCUCGCUAACUGUUGCUUUAUCGGCAGGUUCUGUAACUUACUGUUACUCCCAAUGUCAAUGCAACGUCCAUCCUGACAUAAAUAUCAAAGUAUCUUAUAAUAUAAAUUAGCUGAUAUCUUACAUGAGGCUCAAAAAUCACUAAAUUUCAUCGUCUUUUCAGAACCAUGAAGCUAAAAUGUCUCUCUGUUCAUGGAGUGUUAGUACAUACAGUAUGUACAUGUUGUCCUCUAUACUGUUUCCUGUAGCGGUUAUAUCAUAGAGGAGUUAUAGCGCUUUACAGUCUGUUGAAAGCAGAACCUGCCAAGUCUGAAAGGUUGCUAUAGAGCAACCCAAACACGCAAAACAAACUCGAAAUGCAGAAAGAGAAAGCCGAUGAAACUCUGCUGAUGUGUUCACGUUGAAGCUCAUCUGACUGUGUUUUUGCUGUCACUUUGUUCCAACUUCCCCAGUCAUGUCCGAGGCCAGGCCAGAGCCUUGCUUCAUCCUGUUGUUACUCAGUCCAGUUGCACCAGUGCUGCGGCACAACCGUCUCAUCAGCACUUCUCACUUCCUCAAAAAACCCUUUGCGACUGAAAAACACGUCCUGAUGGCCGAUUUCAGAUCAGGAAGAACACAGCUUCUGCGGUCAAGGAAUAAUCCCAACCACGUGAACCACGCUGUGCCCAGAACAGCUGUGAAGCCUGCUGAUUCAACGAAAUACUGA
Xyrichtys novacula (pearly razorfish) is the source of this 5531-nucleotide messenger RNA. Lineage: Eukaryota; Metazoa; Chordata; Actinopteri; Labriformes; Labridae. The record is from the annotation of a GenBank genome assembly.